Molecule: messenger RNA, 837 nt
Organism: Mucor mucedo
Lineage: Eukaryota; Fungi; Mucoromycota; Mucoromycetes; Mucorales; Mucoraceae
Exons: 1
Coding region: 55-813 (252 amino acids)
Source: RefSeq, a predicted model, not a curated record
UAAUUGCAUUUUACAGGGUCUGGAAAUAAAGUUGACAUUAAGCAUACUCAGUACAUGGGUGAAAUACAAAUCCCAAAACUUCAAAAGGAUAGUUUAAUAUCAAUUAGUGGAAGUCAUACAUUAGGGAACGGCUCGACUGAUUGGACAAAUUCUGUAUUAUGUCAACUUGAUGAAAUCAAGAAAAUCGACAAUACCGAUUGUAAUGAAUUAAUAGUGAAUAGUUUGCAACCAUCUGGCAUGGACAGCAACAGACAUGCUAGCCAUAAUUAUUUAGCAGCGAUGGAUGAAAAAUUAGGCGUGAUAUCGAAAAAGACCAUGAUAAAUGACUGGCUUCAUUAUAACAGUAUUCCUAAACCAGCCACUACAACCAUGCCGACACCUUCUUAUUUACAAUACUAUCAUAAUAACAAUAACAACAAUUGUAAUUUAUAUUCCAAAAAGGAGUUUACAGACCGGCGGGAUGAAUCGUCCUUAAUUUCGGCACAACUGAAAAAACAGGGUAAAAAGAAGCACGACCAUAUCAAAGAAAAACUGGAUAUUGCAGCAGCAAGAAGAAACGCGAUAAAAACAAACCGUCUUAAAGAGCAAAUGGACGCAGCAUUAUAUGAAACCAUGCAUUUGCUGAGGAAUAAUAAUGAAAAUAUGCAACAAGGAAAGCAAACGUUACAGCAACAAGAUUUGGAAGACCUAUUUCUCAGCAACAUUAAAAAAGGAGGAAGAAAGGUCUAUUAUUCUGAUGAUACGGCAUCUUCAUCCUUAUCUACUGAAUAUUGUUUACCUAUCAAUCAAUUCCAACAGCAAGCUUUGUAUUAAUUAGGUAAAGGCUGGUUUCAUUAC